Periophthalmus magnuspinnatus is the source of this 2178-nucleotide messenger RNA. RefSeq names its product MKKS centrosomal shuttling protein (gene mkks). Lineage: Eukaryota; Metazoa; Chordata; Actinopteri; Gobiiformes; Gobiidae. Gene Ontology annotation, biological process: intracellular transport; protein folding; cilium assembly. The record is from RefSeq and is a predicted model, not a curated record. Gene Ontology annotation, cellular component: kinociliary basal body; cytoplasm; nucleus. The transcript has 4 exons. Gene Ontology annotation, molecular function: ATP binding. Bases 139 to 1842 code for a protein of 567 amino acids.
AAGACUGUCCGCUUUGGAAAGGGAAUCUGCUAAGUUAUCUGUUCUAAUUAUUUCGAUUUUCGAGGCUUAAACAAGAUUAUCAAACGGAAUUUCUGCACACCGAAUACUUCGUGGGUUCGUGUUUCAACUGUAUGUUUUAUGAGGCUUUGUACAAUGUCUCGACUUGAAAAGAAGCAACCUGCUCGUUGUACGGAUUUGCCACUGAAGAAUGCUGAUAUUUGCAGCAAACUUAAGAUUUUAAAACAACUUCUAAAGUCGUGUUAUGGACCUACAGGCAGACUAAAACAAAUCCACAACAACAUUGGGGGGCAGGUUGUCACUACCUCGACGUCCGUUGUCCUUUUACCAACUUUGUCUUCAACAGAGCCCUUUAUAAAUUUAAUAAGGACUUCUAUAAUCAACCACAUAUCUCGGUUUAGUGACUGUGGCCUAUUUGCAGGUAUUUUGUGUCUGUCACUUAUAGAAGAAGCACAGCUUUCCUCUCUCAGAAAAGACGUUUGUCAAAAAGUUAACAAGUAUUUGCUUGGUCUGUGCACAAGUUACCUCCAGCAAGAAGACUGUGCAUGUAAAGUCAAAGUGGACUUCAACAGCAGCCAUUGCCUUAUCAGAUUAGCUCAUGGUGUCAUCUCCAGUAAACCAGCUUGUGUUUUAAGAGAAUCAGAAAUUCUCCAUAUCACCAGAUUGAUUGUACAGGGUUUUUUACUCACUGUCCCCUGUGAUAAGCCAGGUGCAGUCAAACUUGGAAGAAUAGUAACUCUCGCAGUUGAAGGUUUACCAGUAAUGGACUCAACCAUUUUUCCUGGGUUAUUGCUGGAGACACCUGACCUGUCACUUCACCUCACAGGGCUUCUUAAUUGUGGACAACUGCGUACUAUUAUAUUCACUGCAUCUCUCGCUGGGGACCUUUCUGAGCUUGGAGAAGGGACCAUUGUGGUGCACAAAGGAAUGGACGUGGAGGUACAAAUCCUGGACCAGCUACUGAAGAUUGGAGAGAAAGUUGUUAAAGAUGAGGUGAAAUUGUUCAUGUGUCAAAAGGUCAUCCACCCAGUUCUACAACAAUAUCUGAGGUACCAUGGCAUCGUGGUGAUAGAGAGACUGGGAAUUAAUUUACUGGAGCCAGUUAUUCAGCUAACAGGUGCACAACCAGUUGCUACACUACAUAGCAUCCCACCCAGGGCUUAUGGAAAAGUAAAAGAAAUCACCAUCAGACAGUUUGGAUCCAAGAUAAUGCUGCAUUUAGUUCCCACUGAGGAGACUGCCAUCUGCACUCUCAUUCUUUGUCACAGAAAUGAGACCAUGCUAAAUGAGUUAAAGGUUGCAUGUGAGAAGGCACAACAUGUGUUAAGGCUGACACUAAGAGAUCAGUUUGCCGUUUAUGGAGCAGGCUGCUCUGAAACACAUCUUGCUGCUUAUAUCAGAUACAAGAGUAAAACUAUUGACUUGGAUACUGCCACGAUGUUCGGGUGUAUGCAGACAGAGUAUGUGCUUGCUGCAGAGGGGUUUUGCCGUUCUUUGGAGUCUGUGACAGCAGCGUUGGAUCACAAUGGUGGGAGUUCUUUAAUUGAUCUGACUCAUGCUCACCACUGGACACUUCCCACUGACAUGACAACAGAUGAAAUGGACCGAACUUUGGGUCUGUGUAGGUGUGGGGUGGUGCAAUAUUGUAAAGAUUAUAAGUGGAGCUUUUUAAACACAAAAUACACAGAGUUCUCUCCUGCAGCUGUGAGUGGAGAGGCUGAUGUGUUGGACUCCUUCACAGCCAAAGUUAAUGGGCUGCAGGUUGCUGUAGAAACAGCCAAUCUUGCUCUAGAUGUGCAAUAUAUAAUACAAGAUACAAACUAGUAAAGUACAAACAAGAGAGAUUUAUUUUCUAUGGUUGAAUUGCUCAUUGAACACCAUUCAUAGUACAGUAUUGUGAAAUUUUUUAUUUAUUUUCUAACAAAUAUUUACUGUGUCUCUGUGUCUGUCACAUAUGUGUCUCUGUGUCUUUGUUACAUUGUAUUGAGUCAGUCUGGUAAUUUUAACAGAUGAAUGGAAUCAAAGCCUUUCUUAGCACUGGAUAGUCUUUGAAGUUCUCCUGGUAAAACCUAUAAAAAUAGUUAUAAUCACAUAAGGGCAAACUACAAGGAACAAAAAUUAAAUGUGUGACUUUAAACAGAAAGCAGAAUGUCACCUGUG